AGUCUGGAAUCCGUUUCCGCUUUAGGGAGUGGACGGUGAUUUCUUUUUUUUUUUUUACUUGACUUUCCAACCAACUUUAAUUUCCACGACAACUUGUGUUAACUGUAGGGGAUUGAAUUAACGUUACGACGAUGGCUUCUUCGCCUCAGAAGUCCCCGUCCUCUCCGAAAUCUCCGUCGCCUAAAUCUCCGACGCCGAAAUCCCCAUCUUCCAGAAAGAAAGACGACUCUUUCCUGGGAAAACUUGGUGGAACUUUGGCAAGAAGGAAAAAGGCUAAAGAAGUGUCUGAGCUUCAGGAAGAGGGGAUAAAUGCCAUCAACCUUCCUCUCAGCCCUUCCCACUAUGAGCUGGACCCUGAGGACACCAUGCUAGAGGAGAAUGAAGUACGCACCAUGGUGGACCCCAACUCCAAGAAUGACCGCAAACUGCAGGAGCUCAUGAAGGUGUUGAUCGACUGGAUAAAUGAUGUUCUGGUUGGGGAAAGGAUCAUUGUGAAGGAUCUGGCUGAAGAUCUGUAUGAUGGACAGGUCCUGCAGAAACUAUUCGAAAAGCUGGAAGGUGAGAAACUGAACGUGGCAGAGGUGACUCAGUCGGAGAUUGCCCAGAAACAGAAGCUGCAGACAGUUUUAGAGCGCAUCAAUGACUCACUCAAACUCUCCACCAGGAACAUUCGCUGGAAUGUUGAUUCGGUUCAUGCUAAGAGUAUAGUUGCCAUCCUGCACCUGCUGGUGGCGCUGUCGCAACACUUCAGAGCACCAAUCAGAUUGCCAGACCACGUUUCUAUUCAAAUAGUGGUCGUUCAGAAAAGAGAGGGCAUUCUUCAGUCCAGACAAAUUCAAGAGGAAAUCACUGGCAACACAGAGGCUUUCUCUGGCAGACAUGAGCGCGACGCCUUCGACACCCUGUUUGACCAUGCUCCAGAUAAACUGAAUGUUGUCAAAAAGACAUUGAUCACAUUUGUGAACAAACACCUCAACAAGCUCAACCUAGAGGUGUCUGAAUUGGACACACAGUUUGCAGACGGUGUUUAUCUGGUAUUGCUGAUGGGGCUGCUGGAGGGAUACUUUGUGCCGCUCUACAACUUUUUCCUCACACCAGAGAAUUUUGACCAAAAGGUCCACAACGUGUCCUUCUCCUUUGAACUAAUGCAGGACGGAGGUCUGGAGAGACCAAAGCCCCGACCAGAGGAUAUAGUGAACUGUGACCUUAAAUCGACACUGCGCGUCCUCUACAACCUCUUCACCAGGUACAGGAACGUAGACUAAGCUGGGGACAAGAAAAGAACGCUUAAACCAUGGACCACAUGUUAUAGUUCAAUACGCUUUUCCUUCUUUUUGUUGUAAAAAUCUGUUUUAUUCUGAAUGCAUGUCACAUUUUGUCCCUGUUGGUUAAUGUACCACACACAAAUCUGUAUUUUAUUUUUCUUCAAAUUCCUGCAGAGACAUUUGGCUUGUGUCCCACUACUUUUUUUUUUUUUUUUUUGCAUUGCUAUACAGUCCUAUGGACAUCUAUGAGAUGUUGAAGUUCAGAUAAAGUGGGAAUUUUGGUAUUAAUCAGCCUGGACCCUAUUUUCCCAUGCAUUUGUGUCAAAGUGACUAAUGUAAACAAAAAUCUUCAAAAUUGGGCCAGUAUUGCGUGAGAACACUGUAACCGGCAACCAUGAACCAGGCUGCAAUGUAAACCUUUAGGGCAAAUGCUUACCGUUAAUAUGCGUUCACUAAAAGUGCUUGUUUUUGCCACUGA
Messenger RNA from Perca fluviatilis (European perch), 1743 nucleotides. Its product is annotated as alpha-parvin. The transcript is spliced from 13 exons. Gene Ontology annotation, biological process: cilium assembly; substrate adhesion-dependent cell spreading; establishment or maintenance of cell polarity. The record is from RefSeq and is a predicted model, not a curated record. Bases 132 to 1265 code for a protein of 377 amino acids. Gene Ontology annotation, molecular function: actin binding. NCBI's taxonomy places the organism in Eukaryota, Metazoa, Chordata, Actinopteri, Perciformes, Percidae. Gene Ontology annotation, cellular component: cytoplasm; focal adhesion; actin cytoskeleton.